Messenger RNA from Zophobas morio, 1236 nucleotides. RefSeq lists its product as uncharacterized. Gene Ontology annotation, biological process: DNA integration. NCBI's taxonomy places the organism in Eukaryota, Metazoa, Arthropoda, Insecta, Coleoptera, Tenebrionidae. The transcript has 3 exons. Gene Ontology annotation, molecular function: nucleic acid binding. The coding region runs from base 1 to 1236 and encodes 411 amino acids. The record is from RefSeq and is a predicted model, not a curated record.
AUGAACACGAACGGCAAUUGCAUGCUGGUCCACAAGCAACAUUGGCAGCACUUCGCCAAAAUUAACCCGACCAUACCUAACCCCAAAAUGGGCGAUUUACCAAAAGACAGGGUCCAAUUUGGCAGACCGUUUUUAUCGGUAGGAAUCGAUUAUGCCGGUCCGAUGUGGAUUAGGGAAUCGCGAGGCCGCGGGAAACGUUUAGCCAAAGCGUAUAUAGCUAUAUUUGUGUGUUUCGCCACAAAGGCUAUUCAUAUUGAAUUUGUUCCGGACUUAACAACUACCGAAUUUCUGGCCGCUCUUCGCCGAUUCAUCGGUCGACGCGGACACCCUCGCGAUGUCUAUACUGACAACGGGACUAACUUCGUAGGGGCACGUAACGUACUGAAAGAAUUGUUUCAGUUCUUUAACAACGCAAACAAAAAUAUUAUAGCUAAUCAGGCCGCCCAAAUGGGUAUUAAAUGGCAUUUCUUACCUCCCAAAUCCCCGCACAUGGGAGGAUUAUGGGAAAUUAACGUAAAGGCGGUAAAAACUCAUUUAAGAAAAACAGUGGGCAACGCCCAUCUGACUUUUAGCGAAAUGUCCACACUUUUAAUACGCAUUGAAGCAUGCUUAAAUUCAAGACCUUUGACCCCCUUAUCGUCCGAUCCCAACGACCUGAGCAUCCUAACACCCGGUCACUUCCUCAUCGGAGAGCCAUUAACUUCCUUUCCAGAAUACGAUGUGACGGAGGUGCCGAUUAAUAAACUGUCCCGAUGGCAAUUAGUAGAAAAAAUUCGCACGCAUUUUUGGCGACGCUGGAGUCGCGAGUACCUAACGCAACUGCAAACAAGAUCCAAAUGGCAGAAACAGCAAGACCACCCGGACGCGCUAGUUGGGUCACUCGCGCUCAUUAUAGAAGAGAAUGUACCAUCUCUCACAUGGAAAACCGGACGGAUCACGGAAAUUCAUCCAGGGGACGACGGUGUAGUGCGGGUGGUAACAAUCAAAACUGUUCAUGGACUCACCAAACGCGCCCUACGCUACCCUUCUAGGCCAGCCAGUCGUAAUAUGUUGAAGGACGCACCUUCAAGAGGGGAAGUCAUGUGUGGUACCACCCGAAGUUCUCGGCUGCUCGGCUCUCGUCGGGUGUUCGGUACCACCCCCAAAUUGAUUCAUCACCGCCCUCCUGGACGAACGAGUGGCGGACAUAGAGUCACCAACAACCCGUCAACGGGCACGCGUCGCGAAAACACAUAA